Molecule: messenger RNA, 645 nt
Organism: Enhydra lutris kenyoni (northern sea otter)
Lineage: Eukaryota; Metazoa; Chordata; Mammalia; Carnivora; Mustelidae
Product: EKC/KEOPS complex subunit LAGE3-like
Exons: 4
Coding region: 1-645 (214 amino acids)
Cellular component (GO): EKC/KEOPS complex
Source: RefSeq, a predicted model, not a curated record
AUGGUGAGAGGCAACCUAACUGCUGCCUCAGAAUUGCUCCUUCUGGGACUGUCAGAGGGGCCUGGACAUCAGCCCCUGCUCUUCAGUCUGCUCCUGGCCCUGGCCCUGGUCACCAAGGCCGGCGAGGCCGGCGAGGCCGGCGAGGCCGGCGCGGCGGGCGGCGAGGCCGGCCAGGACCGCCCGGCCAGCCCUGGAGCUCCUGGUUGCCCGAAGAGCUCCGGCAGCCGGGAAGGCGACGACGCCAGUGGCGCGGGCGGCCAGGGAGCAGAGGGCGAGGCGGCCGGCGCCCCUCAGGCCGGGCAGGGCCCGCAGGCCCUGGGGCCUGGUGGGGAUGCGGCGCCCGCACCUGUGGCAGCCGCCAGCCGACUGCUGGAGUUCACGCUCACUGUGCCUUUCCGGUCGCCCCUGGAGGCGGACAUGGCCCGCAGGUCCCUGGCCCCACAUGCCCAGCGCCACGGAGGGGUGGUUCACAAGGAGCUGGCGGUGAAUGGCAGCGCCCUGGCCGUUAGAUGGACUGCCGAAGACCCUGUGUUCUUCCGAAUUUCCAUCAACUCCUUCCUCGACCAGCUUUCCCUGGUGAUCCGGAACAUUCGGGGCUUUGGGACCCCGCCUCCGCGAAGCCUAGGCCCGGGAAAGAAGACCUGA